CUGUCUUAUCUUCAAUUCAACAUUCAGUCGAAACCGAAGCCGAAAAAGAAAGGAAGAAAGAAAAUGCUGCUCCCUCUUUCUCUUGGACAAAGCAGCUUCAUUUCAUCAUCAUCUUCCCACUCCAAUUUCAACCACCUAAAACCCUCCUACUUGUUCCCCAAACCCACUCAUCCCAUUUCAGGAUUGCUUUGUCUAAGCAGGAAAAGAUCAAGUAAUGCUGCUACUAUUCAUGCUUCUUUGAUUGAAGCUCCAGUCUUGUGGGCUGGGAGGCUUUGUGCCUAUUACGUACUCUUGAAGACUGGUUUGGCUGGAUCUCAAUCCAAUCCUCUUGUCUCAGGCUUGGAAAGCGAUGGCAAUCUUGCUGAGUCUGGUGAUCUGGGGUUCUCCAAGUGGUUGGAGAAUGUACAAGGGAAACCAGACAAGGAAGCAGCAGACAAGAGGAAAUUAGUUAGCAAAUGGCAUCCAACAACAAAGGGUACACUGAAAAGAAACUACAGGGUGCCUUCAAAAUCUGAAGGGCGGCGCCUUCUUAGAGCUGUUGCAUCUUUACUAUCAGAUGAUGACCACUUCACUGAUGCCACUUCCCACAAGGGUUGUCAAAUUAGGAGGGAGAGUGCGCAUGGUGAAAGUGUAUGCUGCAAUAAUGUGAGGGCACUGUUUGAUGAACUUCCUACUCCUCACAUUAUUGUCGAAAUUACACCUUUUCCUGCUGGACCUCUCACUGAAAAAGAUUACAUCAAGGCUGAGAAACUAGAGAGGGUUCUGAGAUCUGGUCCUUCAGUUUGAACUACCUUGAAGUUACUCUUUGUAUCAGUAACCUGUACAUAUUAGACUAAUCAAUCAGAACUUCGCUUUUCUGUUGUUAUUCUUGUGUUUUACUGUUUUAACAGAAAUGUAUUUGGAUGCCUAAGCAUUUUCUUUUGGGAUAAUAAUUCCUGAUGUAUCUCCCUUCGUUAUUCUCCAUUAUAUUUGUUUCUCUUCUUGAAGCGAAGAAGUUAUUGUAAAG
Messenger RNA from Rubroshorea leprosula, 1006 nucleotides. The record is from the annotation of a GenBank genome assembly. Lineage: Eukaryota; Viridiplantae; Streptophyta; Magnoliopsida; Malvales; Dipterocarpaceae.